GCAUGGUGUUACCUUUUUAAAUUUGGUUUCAGGGACAGUAAUUUUCCUUUCUUAGGAACUAGUUUGUUCCUUUCUGUUUUUUGUUUAAUAAUGUUGAGGUGUCAUGAUAAUUGUUAUUAAAUUCAAAUAAAACAUUAUUUUAAAAAUUUUAUAUAAGUGGAAAGUGUUAAGUGGCCGCUAAAUUAAUGAAAAAAUGUCAUUUCUUGAUCCAGCGCAUGAACAAGUUAUUGAGAGCUUUAUGAAAGGAGAUUGGGAAGCUGUUAUUGAAGCCCAAGCCGUAUUGAAUGAACCUUAUUUCUUGUGGCCAAAACCAAACAAAAAUGAUCUAUAUUUCAUUUCAGAUUCAAUGAAAAGAUUAAAUAUAGAAAGAAUUUUAAGUAUAGGAUGCGGAUGUGGUUUGUUAGAAUGGCUUCUGAUGGUUGCAAGUGGUGUAAAAGUAACUGGGAUAGAAAUAGAUAAAAAUUACUGGAAAUCAAAAUACGCAAGAAAAAGCUUUAUUGACUUAGUUUUUCCACAAGAAGAAGCCUUCUCAGAAAACAUCUGUAAAGAUAACAAUGCUUUAAUGUUCUGCUAUUUCAAUGAUAUGGAUGCUUUCCUAGAAUAUCUCAAUAUUUAUCCAGGCCAUUGUUUAAUAAUCAUAGGACCUGAAAAUUGUGGAAGGCAUACUGCACCUAGUCCAUAUGAUGAAAACAUUCCAAAUGAAUGGCAGCUUUGGAAAAUGAGAGAAAUUGCUACCACAGGAGACUAUAUUUGUAUAUAUACCAAAAGAAAAUUAAAUAUUUUGUAAUUUAAAUAAUUAAAUAAGCAGAAUAGGUUUUGGAGAGAUGUGACAAAAUUUUGUGAGAUGUAACAAAGUAGUUGAUUACCUCUAUAGCUAUGCUAAAUUUUCAUAUAUGCAAUUUAUAAAGUUGAUUAUUAAAUAAUGAUUAUUGUAAACUCUAAUAAAUGCAUUCUAGAUAUUAUAAGUACACCUAAAUGUUGUAGAUAUACCAAAAUGCAUACUAAAUACUGCAUGUGCACCAAAAUGCAUUCUAGAAUAUUGCAAAAUUAAGUUUUUUGACUAUGAAAUUAAUAGUGACAGAAAUAUGGGACCUACUACAAAUAUAUAUAAACUAUUAAUUAUCAAGAGUAGUUUACUGAUAUUUCUGUUUCAUAUUGUAAAUAAAUUAUUUAAUGAAAUACUGAUCAAUAUAUUCUCUAGUUAUAAAAUCAUUCAAAGGAAC
Nezara viridula (southern green stink bug) is the source of this 1223-nucleotide messenger RNA. Lineage: Eukaryota; Metazoa; Arthropoda; Insecta; Hemiptera; Pentatomidae. The record is from the annotation of a GenBank genome assembly.